AUGAAGUUCCAGAAUGGCAAAAGGAGGAUUAUUGUUAAACUACCUGACAGUCGCAGUGAAGUUCCAAAGUGGUUCACUUUUUGUAAUUACUUUGAUGACUAUGAUGAGAGUAAAUUUGAUUACAUUGAUCAUGAUGGCAGGAGUGUUCGUAAUUACAAACUUCCUAUUGAAAUUCCUUGGACUUCCGUAUUGGAGAACACAAAAUUGGUUUUGUGUGCUGUUUGGGAAAUUACGGAAUCAUUUGUUAGCCCUUGUUCUCUUAGAUUUGAUGUUUCGAGUAUUUGUCGAAAUAGAUUUGAUGUGUCUGGAGGAGAGACAGGGGCAGGUAAUGUGUGGCUGGAAUGUAUUUCACUUCAUGGAGUUCAUGAUCAAUUUGAGCAUGUUGUUUUUAAAGGAGAGACAGAGUGGGAUUCUCAUUUUCAAGGUACUACGUUGUGGAUGGAGUAUACUCCAUUAUUGCUUCAUGAUCAAUUAACGUCGCCUAUUUUUGGAGUUACUGUUCACGGCAAUGGGUUGCGCAUCAAAAGCAUUGGGGCCCACCUGGCUCAUAUCCGUAUGUCAAAGGAUGGUGGUGAUGAUGAUGGCAAACAUAUUGAUGAAAAUGAAUUAGAUGAUGAUGGUGAUGUAGGCGAUGAAGUUCGACCCAGAAAGAGAACAAAGAUAUGACCUCUCUCUGCAUUUCAAUGUGUUGAUGAUGAAAACUUACUUCGAGUCUGGACCAAAAGGUGAGUGGCUUUACUACGAUGUUGAAAACUUGCAGAUCAUUAAGUGUGGCUUUUUGCUCACGCCUCAUUUGUUUUUAUCUUGUAGAUCA
Prunus persica (peach) is the source of this 814-nucleotide messenger RNA. RefSeq lists its product as uncharacterized. The coding region runs from base 1 to 666 and encodes 221 amino acids. Lineage: Eukaryota; Viridiplantae; Streptophyta; Magnoliopsida; Rosales; Rosaceae. The record is from RefSeq and is a predicted model, not a curated record. The transcript has 2 exons.